Messenger RNA from Ctenocephalides felis (cat flea), 1056 nucleotides. Its product is annotated as serine protease 30-like. Lineage: Eukaryota; Metazoa; Arthropoda; Insecta; Siphonaptera; Pulicidae. The transcript is spliced from 6 exons. Gene Ontology annotation, molecular function: serine-type endopeptidase activity. Gene Ontology annotation, biological process: proteolysis. The record is from RefSeq and is a predicted model, not a curated record. The coding region runs from base 1 to 1056 and encodes 351 amino acids.
AUGGCGAUACAAGAAUUGUUGGAGGAAGCCCUGCAGUGGAAGGUCAAUUUUCUUUUGCAAGAUGAACCUGAAUUCUACACAGUUGCUUUCAAUACAACAACUCUAAUUGAAUCUCCAAACACCGUUUCAAUGAAAGUGACAAAAAUAAUAAAACACAAAAAAUUCAACAUGGAUAUAAACUUUGAUUAUGAUAUAGCAGUUCUUAAGGUAAAACCAGUUGGAUCAUCAAACAAGUCUAUUUCAGAUAUAGCAAUAAAGUUGAACACUGAUCCAGUAAAGGAUCAUACCAAUUGUACAGUAAUAGGAUGGGGCGAUACAUAUGAGGGUUCGCAGGCAGGAAGCCCUUUUCUUCAAUAUGUAGAAAUACCAAUCAUUCCUAAAACAGAAUGUGUAAAAAUUUAUAUGAAUUUAUUAAAUAGUGACAUGCUUUGCGGUGGAUUACCAGGAAAGGACUCUUGUCAAGGAGAUUCGGGUGGUCCUCUUGUAUGCAAUAAUAAAUUGGCUGGAAUUGUUUCAUUUGGAGAGGGCUGUGGUAAAAAUCCAGGCGUUUAUACUGAUGUGUCACAUUACUUAGAAUGGAUUAAAAAUGCACAAAAUAAUGCUUAUAUUAUAAGGCAGUCUCAUACGCUUGUUAUUUCAGAACUCCAACCACAAUUACCGCAACAACAACUUCAGCCUCAGUUACCUCAACAGCAACUGCAGCCUCAAAUUCCGCAGCAACAGUUGCAACCCCAAUUGCCUCAACAACAGUUGCAACCUCAAUUACCGCAGCAACAGCUUCCUCAGCAGCAGCAACAACAGCUACCUCAGCAGCAACUACCUCAGCAACAGCAACCCCAGCUGCCUCAGCAGCAGAUGCCCGAUCAACCUCUUUGCACCGGAAUGAACGAAGAAUAUGGCUGCCGAAUGACUUGCGACGGCCGUUGCGACUCUUUUGGUUCUUUCUGUUUUAACGGCGUCAACAAAUGCCAAUGUUACUGCAGAUUUGGUUUUGUAAGAAACGCUAACGGUCAAUGUGUGCACUUACUAAAAUGCAUUUUUGGUAUGGGCAGAUAA